AUCACUGUCAAGACGCUCACGCGACGUGUCUUUUUGUUCGAGGUGACGGCCGCGAUGACCGUCUACAACCUCAAGGAGCAGAUUCGUGACGCGUGCGGCAUGCCAGAGGAGCAGCAGCGCCUCAUAUUUGCGGGAAAGCUGCUGGAUGAGCAGUUUGAGCUUCGAAAGUACAAUGUGUGGCGCGGCGCGGAGCUGAUCUUGAUGCCACAAUUGGAGUGGCAUGCGAUCCCCCCG
This is a messenger RNA of Emiliania huxleyi CCMP1516, 234 nucleotides long. RefSeq lists its product as hypothetical. Gene Ontology annotation, cellular component: BAT3 complex. The annotation marks the transcript as partial. Lineage: Eukaryota; Haptophyta; Isochrysidales; Noelaerhabdaceae. The record is from RefSeq and is a predicted model, not a curated record. Gene Ontology annotation, molecular function: polyubiquitin modification-dependent protein binding; misfolded protein binding. The transcript has a single exon.